UGUUUCUUUUCCAACUAUUCGCCUCCAAGUCGCCACCCUCUGCUCCGUCCCCUAGGCUCUUUAAUACGCCAAAUACGUACGAUGGGAUCAUUUUGUGCUUAUGUGUAAUAUCGCAAUAGCCAACUUUCGUUACUAUUCUGGUUUUUCAUUCUCAUUCCUAUAACUCAUUGUAAACCGAUUUCGAAACUCAUUCCCUUAUCCCUCUACACACUUUAAUCUCAUCCAAUCCUUCUUUUUUAUUUUUCACUCCCUUUUUCCAUUAUCACCUAAGACGGGGACCAGGGGGGAUUACGCGUACAAAUACAACGGUGCUUAAAUCGUGUUGUGGGGUAACAAGCGAUUUGGGUUACUUCCCAUCGCGUGCGUGCGCUUCAAACUUUCCACGAAGAGACAAAGAGAUUGAAUUAUGAUUAUGAUUAUGGACAAACUUCCUCGCCAAAUCACCUCGAGUCCAUACGUUUCGAUGGUUUUAGCACGGAGACGGCCGCUCUUGCUUUUGGGCUUGCCGUUAUUUCUCAUAGUUCUGUUUUUUUCCGGCAGCGUCAACGUCGAUAGUGAGUGGAGUCAUAAACUGGAUAGCUUUGGCGACAAUUUCAAGGCCGGUGUUACUUAUGUCACUGGCAAUGGUACUGUUCAAGUUACUUAUCCCUCGACCAAUGCACCUUCGAAUACAUCCUCGACCUUCCAUGCCUUUCCUAGCGAGCUAUCCAGCGGCGCUACUAGCACCACCAUAAAAAGCAAGCCAUACUCUCGUCCCGGCUUCGAAUUGCCACUCGCCAAGGGGAUACCACUUCGCAUUAUGGCGCUUGGCGCCUCCACCACCCGUGGCGACAGUCCCGAAGAAGGUAUCGAUAACAAUGGUUUUCGCCGACCGCUCCGCGAAAAGCUCACAUCCAUCGGUAAUAAGGUCAAUUAUGUUGGUACUCAGCGACUCGGGAAUAUGACGGAUAACGACAUUGAAGCCUAUCCCGGUGUAGUUACUGCCACCAUCCAUGCAAAUGCCGAGAGGGCUGUUCCCAAAUCAAAGCCAAACCUUUUCCUUGUCAACGCUGGAUCUAACGAUUGCUUUCAACACGUCGAUAUUGAUAAUUUUUACAAGCGAUACGAUGCUUUAGUGCAGUACCUCCUCCAAUCUUCACCAAGGGCUACUGUCAUCAUAUGUACGAUCCUACCUACCUGGGAUACGCGAUUUAAUGGCAGGGAGGAUGUCUGGAGAGUGAAUCCUCAGAUUCGGAGACUAGCGCAAAUAUAUAAAUCGCAAGAGUUGCCAGUGGUGCUCGCCGAAUUACAAGGUCCAGACGGAAUACAAGAUGGAAACCUGGCUUCCGAUGGUAUGCACCCCGGAACUCCUGGCUACGAAAUGAUGGCUACCAAAAUGUACGAAGCCAUUGUGGAGGCAGAUUCCAAAGGGUAUCUACAACCUCCGGAGCCCGUCCAAGGAAUCCUUGACGACGGUGACGAUGAGCGAAAGGACGAGGACUACAAGAAAUGGGUUGACGAGAAGAGGAAGAUGGAUGAGGCUCUAGCAGCGGCUGAACAGAGAGAGAUUACCAGGAUGAUGGCGGAAUUAAAAAAGGCGAGAGAAGAAGGGCCAGUAAAAAAGGAUAGAGAUACCCGAUUACGGCGGCAUCCCAAGAUGCUCUUCUAAUCCAUACAGCGGACAAGCGGGUUCUUAGUCUCAAGACAACCGGGCAUUUUUCUAAUAGUUUUGCCCGUACGAAGUCACGGCCUCAUUGUUAUUGUACACAGAUACUAUGUAGACUACGUACCUAACCUACCUAAUAAUUGUACCCCAGAGGGUUUUGAUUUCAAAACAUUUCCAAAUCCUUCCCGCCCUUAGUGGCACUUGGGAGUUCCGAGGUCAUACGACACCCCACAAGCGCAUGCAUUAGUACGACCCAAUUUGUGGUUGUCGUUGGUGCAGAUAUCAGGAGUUCAUCUAACUCACCUUUCACGGCAUAACUGGGUACAUAAGAAUUCAAGUUUUGAGUAUCGACAAGGAGACCACAACAUUUGAACAUACCUAGUAUCCAUGAGUACUUACUACAUGUGCACUAUAAAAUUGAAUCAACAUCAUAAGGUGGUCUUCUCUACCCUAGAUACUACUAACCUAGGCACAUAGUAUCAUGGUGUAGGUACUACCUUACUACUACUAGGUAGGUAGUAAUCAAUACUUUAGGUGCCUGUUGUGCCUGACAGUGCCUGUGUAAUAAUAGAAAAGGUUCGUACUAUGAGG
Hypoxylon fragiforme is the source of this 2236-nucleotide messenger RNA. Its product is annotated as carbohydrate esterase family 3 protein. NCBI's taxonomy places the organism in Eukaryota, Fungi, Ascomycota, Sordariomycetes, Xylariales, Hypoxylaceae. Gene Ontology annotation, molecular function: phosphatidylcholine lysophospholipase A1 activity. The coding region runs from base 407 to 1648 and encodes 413 amino acids. The record is from RefSeq and is a predicted model, not a curated record. The transcript is spliced from 2 exons.